Messenger RNA from Melanaphis sacchari, 1213 nucleotides. RefSeq names its product solute carrier family 35 member E1 homolog. Gene Ontology annotation, molecular function: antiporter activity. Gene Ontology annotation, cellular component: Golgi apparatus. Lineage: Eukaryota; Metazoa; Arthropoda; Insecta; Hemiptera; Aphididae. Bases 147 to 1187 code for a protein of 346 amino acids. The record is from RefSeq and is a predicted model, not a curated record. The transcript is spliced from 5 exons.
AUAAUGAAUCUGUUUAUUUCUAGUUCAAAAACAAAUAGUUUAUGUUUUUUUUAAUAAUUUAUAUGAAAAAGACUAAGUUUAUAGUUUCAAGCAGUUGAAAAUAUGAAUUUUAUGAAAUAUAUUUAAUUUUAAAGAAUUUAGUAAUUAUGGUCUUAGCAUCUAAGGAAGUCGUUACCGUGGCUUUGUUGUGCUGUGUAUGGUAUGUAGUAAGUUCCAGUAGCAAUGUAGUUGGAAAGACACUUUUAAACCAAUUCCCAUAUCCAAUGACUGUGACCAUGGUACAGCUCCUAUCCAUAGCUGUUUAUUCUGGUCCGUUUUUCAACUUGUGGGGUGUGAGACGGUUUGUAGACAUAAGUUGGCCCUAUUAUUUUAAGUUAAUAGUGCCACUUGCUCUCGGAAAGUUUGUAGGAUCAGUUUUUACGCAUGUCAGUCUAUGGAAAGUACCAGUUUCCUACACACACACAGUAAAAGCUACUAUGCCACUAUUUAGUGUUGUUUUAUCAAGAAUAAUACUAGGAGAAAAACAAUGUUUAAAAGUCUAUUUAUCAUUAGUACCCAUAAUUGCUGGAGUUGCUAUUGCAUCUUUUACAGAAAUAUCUUUUGACAUAAUAGGGUUGAUGAGUGCUUUGGCAGCUACAUUACAACACACAUUACAAAAUAUAUUUUCUAAAAAAGUACUUCAUGAUACUGGUAUUCACCAUUUACGGCUAUUACAUAUACUUGGUCGUUUAGCAUUGAUUAUGUUCUUACCAGUGUGGCUUUAUUUUGAUUUUUGGCACCUAGUGACAGUUUCAAAUUUUAAUAUGAAUAAUGAAUCGUACAAAGUAAUAGGUUUGCUUUUUACUGAUGGCAUACUUAGUUGGUUGCAAAAUAUAUUAGCAUUUAGUGUUAUGUCAAUGGUUACAUCUUUAACUUAUGCUGUAGCCAGUUCAUCAAAAAGAAUAUUUGUUGUGGCUGCAUCUUUAUUUGUAAUUGGAAAUCCAGUUACUAUUAAUAAUGUCUGUGGUAUGGCAUUGGCUCUUUUUGGUGUUAUUGCAUACAAUAAGGCAAAAUAUGAUGCCAGACGAACAGAUCAGAAACGUGUAAUAUUGCCAAUGACAUACCAACAUACAAACAAUUCUACAUUUUGGCAUAAUGGUAAUGUAAGUUCUGGUUAUAUUAAUGGCAAUAAAUCAUUAUUUGUAUAAUUUUAAACGUGACAACUUCAAUACAA